ACUUGAUUGAGCGAAUUGCUUUCCUCAACAAUUUACCAAUAAGAAUUUCUAUUAAAAGUUUAAUAAUUUGUAUUAAUCCGCUUGGCUCAAAUUUAAUAAAAUAAAAUGAGGAUUACUAAUGUAAGACGGGGUAGGAUCUAUAGAAUGGGAACAGCUUGUGCAAUUCUGAUAUUAUUGAUAUAUGCUUUACAUAAAUGGUCUAAUGAAAAUAUUCUGAACAAUACGAAUGAAGUGUUACUUCCUGAAUCUGAAGUUGGGUAUUAUAAGUUCCAUCGUGAUGUAUAUCCCACUUUAAAAUCAGAUCUUGGAAACUUUGAACCAAGAGAUAUAAAGAUAGUCAGUGGUCCGGGUGAAGAGGGCAAACCUUACCACAUGUCUCCAGACAGAGCUAAUGACAUAUCAGAGUCCGAAAGUGAAUAUGGUAUGAAUAUUGCAGCAUCAAACGACAUUGCCAUGAACAGAUCAAUACCAGAUACACGUCUAGACGAGUGCAAGUACUGGCACUACCCUGAGGAUUUACCUAAAACAUCUGUGAUAAUUGUAUUUCAUAAUGAAGGUUUCACAGUGCUGAUGAGAACAGUCCACACAGUCAUAGACAGAUCACCACCUAAUAUGCUUCAUGAAGUUGUAUUGGUGGACGAUUUCUCUGAUAAAGAAAACUUGAAAGGCAAUCUUGAUAACUACAUCAAACGGUUCAAGGGGAAAGUCAGACUAAUAAGGAAUGCUAAUAGAGAAGGCUUGAUUCGUACUAGAUCUAGAGGCGCGCAGGAAGCCACCGGUGACGUCAUCGUAUUCUUGGACGCCCACUGCGAAGUGAACGUCAACUGGCUACCACCCCUACUGGCACCUAUAUACCGCGAUUAUAGAAUCAUGACUGUCCCAGUCAUAGACGGCAUAGACCAUAGAACGUUCGAGUAUAGACCUGUAUAUCAACACGGAAUCAACUACAGAGGCAUAUUUGAAUGGGGUAUGCUGUACAAGGAAAACGAAGUCCCCGAUAGGGAGGCGAACCGCCAUAAACAUAAAUCUGAACCCUACAAAAGUCCGACGCACGCCGGAGGCUUGUUCGCCAUAAACAGGAAGUAUUUCCUUGAAAUUGGCGCUUACGACCCUGGUCUUUUAGUGUGGGGCGGCGAGAACUUCGAGCUCAGUUUUAAGAUCUGGCAAUGCGGAGGCAGUAUUGAAUGGGUGCCUUGUUCCAGAGUAGGUCACGUGUACAGAGCGUUCAUGCCUUACAGUUUCGGUAAUUUAGCUAAAAACCGUAAAGGUUCAUUGAUUACAAUUAACUAUAAGAGAGUGAUUGAAACUUGGUUCGAUGAAGAGCACAAAGAAUAUUUCUACACGAGGGAGCCGAUGGCCAGGUUUUUGGAUAUGGGCGACAUUAGUGAACAGGUCGCUUUGAAAGAGAAACUCCAAUGCAAAAGCUUCGGGUGGUACAUGGAAAACGUUGCGUAUGAUGUGUAUGAUAAAUUUCCAAAAUUGCCAAAGAAUGUCCACUGGGGAAUGGUUAAAAAUAAAGCUACUGGAGUCUGUCUAGACACAAUGGGUAAAGCUGCACCAGCUUAUAUAGGUAUGUCGGAUACUUUUUUAUAUUUUUAAUCUCUUUCAAAAAUUCGUACUGCAAUAUACGUAUUUUGAACAAGGUA
Molecule: messenger RNA, 1646 nt
Organism: Diatraea saccharalis (sugarcane borer)
Lineage: Eukaryota; Metazoa; Arthropoda; Insecta; Lepidoptera; Crambidae
Source: the annotation of a GenBank genome assembly